AUGGGUUCGAUCAUGGGUUCAUCCUCGUUUGUCUCCUUUGAUCAUGGGUUCAUCCCUCGUUUGUCUCGUUUGGGUAAAGUGGUCCACGCAGAGACCACGGUGGCCCACGCGGUCCUCAGUGGGAUGCAGUAUUAUCACCAGGACUGGGUCCACGCCGCGGCCCACGUCCUGGUGCCUCCUCUGCGCCUCGAGCCCAACACCCCCCACGCCCUCAUGAGUCUGCUGGGGAAGACCAUCUCUGCAAGCUCCCAGGUGCAGGGCGGGGACUUCAACCUUUACGAGGGCCUGAGGUGUCAUGGCGUUCCCCUGGUGACCAUCAGCCGGGGGCGCCUGGUCUGUGAGAACGAGGUCUUCAUGUGCGCCGAGGGUUCUGGGAAAUACUGCCCUCAGCGCAUCUUCCCCGACUUCCUCUACAAGAAGAUGGUGCAGCGAGAAAAGAACCUGGUGUAUAAAGGGGUGGAGAGGGACCCGUACUGUGGAGACGUGGCUAAGAUCGCGGUCACGAUGAAGAAGGAGCUCGGUCUGGGUCCCAUCGAUGGAGAGUCUCCCAAAGGAGCCCGAGCGGCGCAUCAGGGGGUCCGGGACCUCCAUGAGUCCUCCUUCAGUCUCUCUGGAUCUCAAGUCGAUGACCACAUUCCCAAGAGGUCCUCCGCUCGGAUCCUGGCGCCCCCUGGUGGCCGCUCCAGUGGCAUUUGGUAA
This is a messenger RNA of Knipowitschia caucasica, 699 nucleotides long. The record is from the annotation of a GenBank genome assembly. NCBI's taxonomy places the organism in Eukaryota, Metazoa, Chordata, Actinopteri, Gobiiformes, Gobiidae.